UUUUGAGACAUUAUGGACCACUAAUGGGCUGCUUUUUUCUUUUUUUUCUUUUUUCUUUCACUUAUUUAUGAAAUAAUAUUCUACGUUGAGACAAAAAUGAAAUUGAAGAAACCAGUGGCAUAUAUUCUCCUAAACUUCUUGUGGAUCAGAAGACUCUCUUCUACUGAUCAGUUCUCUUCUUCUAUUGUAUGCUCAGCAAUGGUUUCCGCCUCUACCCCCAAUUAAGCUUAAUAUCACCCAGAAAUGUUUAAUAACAGAAAGUAGCAGAAUAAAAAUUCAAGUACGAAAAUGGCUAUGCUGGGAGCAAGUCCAAUUAGGUUCUCAAGCUUUCCACCGUCUUCUUCAUAUCUCACUUCCACCUUCAAACCCACCUCCUCUUCCACACUAUCAUUAGUUGUGGUGGGGAAAUCAAUUAUCUAUCGUCGAUGUGUCGCCUGCUCCGCUGUUCAGGAAUCUUCUACUCCUACAGCCACUACCGAAACCAAGGGAACCACUCCACCAUCAGCCGGCGUUGCUGGUGGUGAGGAGGAAGUGAAGGCUGCCCCAAAAGCAGCUGCAGCAAAGCCUAAACCUGCUGCAAAGGCUCCUGCCAAAUCUUUGCCGGAGUUGAUGUCGGAGGAUGUCAUCCCUUCAUUGAAAACAAUACUUGAAGCUCAAGAUGAUAUAUCUGAAAUUGAACUCACUUUCCAAGACAACAAGUUGGAAGGUUCACUCCUGAAGGAGGGCUGUCCCUACUCUUUCUGGGCCUUCUUCCCUGAUGGAGGCCUAACAGGUCCCAAAGGUUUUUCAUUGUCUUCAUAUGGCUCAGGAGCAAGCACAGUGGAGCCUUUCCUCGUUGAUGAGAAGAAAAUUACUGCAAGGCAUGUAGUUUUCUGGGUCGAAAAGCGUUUGGCCGCCCAAGGAAUUAUUCCUGUCUGGAAAGAAUGAUUUAUAGUAUAACAAGAAAUGCUGCCAUGUAAUUAUUCAUGUCUGAAUAUAAUUGCUCUCAUACAAAUUUUUCCAAUUCAUAAUUGUUCUACAAUUUGAAAAAAUGAAUCUUUUUAGAUGCUUAAUUCAUGGCGAUGUUAGAAAAGCAAAUAACAAUUCCCAUCAUUAUGUCAAACCUCUAGAUUGAAUAAAAGAAGAGUAAAAAGGGCACUGCAGCUUUAAGUUUUGAAUUAACAAUACAACUCUGAUUCAGUUUAGCAGUCAUUCCUCCCUAAAAACACAGAUAUGAAUGAUCAGUCUUAAAAAGAACAACAGCUCAAAUUUACUAGAGAGAGAUUCGCAUUCAUCAAAAUCCAUACAGGUCCGGCAACAAAAUACCCCUCCCCUACUACUGUCUCAUAAAAGGAAAGAGAAUAAAAACACCACCUUAGAGUUCCAGAGUAAUAAUAUAACAUUGUAUAGCUGACAGAUUUCAUAACGUUUUCAUCUUAAAUUACAUGUCCAAGGACCAGGACAUAAACAAAUGCCUGGACCAUGCUUUACACUGAAUAACACGAUCGCCCAAAUAAGUAGCAUUUGAUUUGAGUAACUAAUGAACACAUACAACAGGUACUUUGAGUGCAAAGUUCAUGAAGUUCAUAAGUCCACAUCUGCCAUUAUCACACUAUGUCAUUAGUUAGUUGUUGGUAUUGGCAUUUCGAAUUGCACGACGAAGCUCAGCUAAGAAAUCCAUCUG
Molecule: messenger RNA, 1663 nt
Organism: Gossypium arboreum
Lineage: Eukaryota; Viridiplantae; Streptophyta; Magnoliopsida; Malvales; Malvaceae
Exons: 5
Coding region: 289-927 (212 amino acids)
Source: RefSeq, a predicted model, not a curated record